Adineta ricciae is the source of this 1692-nucleotide messenger RNA. The record is from the annotation of a GenBank genome assembly. NCBI's taxonomy places the organism in Eukaryota, Metazoa, Rotifera, Eurotatoria, Adinetida, Adinetidae.
AUGAAUAAGUGGUCGACAUCAUUACCAUCGAUUAUCUCACUAUGUAAUAACGUACAAUUAACAUUUGAUCCGAUGUUUAUGCAACAAGCAUCAACAUCUCCAUGUCGAAAUCAAAAUGGGAAUGCAGGUAAUACCCACACUGAUCUAUCGAUACUUAUCCAAACUCAACCACCGUUUUUGAAUUAUAAUCAAUAUGCGAAUAAUUACGAAGGAACGACGAAACAAGAUAGUUCAUAUUACGAGACGGCAAUUGAACAUGAAACAACAAUUCAGACCAAUAUAACAGCUCAUGAGCAAUUCGUUCCGGAUAAUGAAUUACUUCAAUCGUUAGUUGCUUAUGCCGACAGUUUUGAUUUAGAUAACACAGUGUAUUCGGUACAGAAUUCAAAAACUCAACCGAUGACAACGUCAACGUCAAUAUCGACGAUGCAAACUAUUCCAUCGCGACGACGAACGCAAUCAUCGACAACGCAUUUAACAUCAAUGAUGGAAAAUAAUCCAUUAGCACGACAUCGUAGUUGCGAUGACUUAUCAAUUACUUGUUCAAUUACGACCAGUAGUAAACCGACGACUGUUAUACGUCGAAACGAACAACAGGAAAAAAACAAUUAUACAAAAUUCGUCCCAUCAGAAUCGCAUCCUCAAUUCUAUUUCGCUACACCUAACGCUAACCAUAACAGCAACAAGAAUAAUAGUAAUAAUGUUUACGAGAAAAGUUAUGAAGACAAACUAAUUGAAGAAGCAACAUCAACAACGGGCGGUUCGAAAAUCGAAUGGGGAUUUUCCUCGGAUACAAUGAACGAAUUGAAUAAACCAGCAACUGAUGUUUUUACCAGUUAUGAAGCCACAACUAACAUUGGCGAUAUCAAUUUUAAUUAUUUAAAAGAUCUUGAACAUGUUUCAAGUCUGGCAGCUUCGAUGGAGUUUACUCCAGAAAUGUCCACUUCCUUUCCACCUCCACCUGUCAUUAUUCGACGAAAAAGUAAAGAUGUUCUAUUGAAACAAAAAGUUGAUAUACAAUUACUUCGUCCACCAACUCCACCAGCACCAGCUCCAAUUAUUAUUCGAGAAGUUCGACAUAAAUCAUCAUCGGUAUCAAAUAAAUCAAUGAAAAUCCGUCAAAAACUAGAAGAUACAGGUCAAAUCCACUUGUCCAAAACCCCAUCACCAAUCGUUCUUCGCGAACGACCACCAGCUCCUCCAAAACAUGACUAUUCCUCUAAACCAACUAUCGUUUAUCAUCAUCUUCCGACGCCCUCUCCUUCACCUCCAACUGUUAUUGUUGAGCGUCUCCGAUCCAAGGCUUCAACUGUUAUUCAAAAACCGCCCCCUAUCCUUGUAGAAAAAUGGUUACCGUACCCUCCAGAACAAAAACGUAAAAUAAUCUACGAACGUGCAUCACCUAUUCCAACACGACACAAACGUCGUGCCCAUGAACCCGCGAAAAAAAUCAUUGUCGAAUAUGAUGAUGUCAAUGUCAUUCUUGAUCGAGAUAUCAAACAACGCAAAGAAAUUAAACGAAUCAGUCCCAAUGAAUAUGUGAAACAAUAUGGAGAUACAUUGUAUUCUAAUGAAGCACUCAAUCAAAUUUUAAGUAGUAGUGGUAGUAAUUGUGGAGCUCAAGUCAAACGUGAAUAUCCAAUGUUUUCGCAUUACAAUCAUUAUGAAAAUUAUUCUCCGAUCUUUCAUUGA